Tachysurus fulvidraco (yellow catfish) is the source of this 3344-nucleotide messenger RNA. RefSeq names its product DnaJ heat shock protein family (Hsp40) member B2 (gene dnajb2). NCBI's taxonomy places the organism in Eukaryota, Metazoa, Chordata, Actinopteri, Siluriformes, Bagridae. The record is from RefSeq and is a predicted model, not a curated record. The transcript is spliced from 10 exons. Bases 434 to 1636 code for a protein of 400 amino acids. Gene Ontology annotation, molecular function: Hsp70 protein binding.
UGGGUCAGUGGGCGGAGUCAGUGACGUCACUAUCAUACAAUUUUUUUUUGUUUUUUUGUUGAUGGUGACGCAGCGCGACUGUAAGAGGGGAGACAGAUAUAGAAGCGGGAAUAAUAACCCACACGUUUUAGUACGUGACACGCAGCGAGCUGAGAGGAGGUGUAACGGAAUCGUGUGAGACGUCCGUUAUAACCGUCGGCCCUUCUCGAAGGUUCUGUCACUUUGGCACGAGCUGUCACGCAGAGCAGCCCAGCGGUUGUCAAGGCAACACAAUCCAACCUUGUUUAUUUAAAGCCGCCGUGUAGAUAAGAGAAAAGCGGCUUCUCCUCGGUGGACACUUCUAAAUAAAGGACAGUAAAUUGAGAUCGCUUGCAAGUUAAUUUUACUUUCCAUUUGUCACUUGGCGCAGUGGGUGCAGCAAGGCUGGGAAGACAUGGUAGAUUACUAUGACAUUCUGGGAGUGUCACACAAUGCCUCUCCAGAUGACAUCAAAAGAGCAUACAGGAAGCAGGCCUUGCGGUGGCACCCAGACAAAAAUCCAGACAACAAGGAGGAGGCAGAGAAAAAGUUUAAAGAAAUUGCAGAGGCCUACGAAGUUCUGUCAGACAAAAGCAAACGAGAAGCAUAUGAUGCUUAUGGAAAAGAUGACAUGCCAGUCUCAGGCUCUGGCGGUGGCGCUUAUCCCGACUUCCCAGGAUUUACUUUCACAUUCCGCAGCCCAGACGAGGUGUUUCGGGAGUUCUUUGGAGGCCAGGAUCCAUUUGCUGACUUCUUUGAAGAUUUCUCGUUUCGGGGCCUACACAGUGGGAUGCAUAGUGCUUUUCCUGGACACCAUGGCCCUUCCAGACUCGGGACCAGCCGUUUUUUCUCCUUUCCCUCAGAUGUUGACUUCAAUACCUUCUCAUCUUCCUCACGGGGAGGUUUUGGCACUGGAGGGGGGAAUAUUAAAACUGUGUCCACUUCCACACGGAUUGUGAACGGGAAACGAACCACAACAAAAAAGAUCAGAGAGAAUGGGCAGGAGAGAACAGAGAUUGAGGAAGAUGGGGUUCUGAAGACUGUCCUAAUCAAUGGUGUAGAAGAUGAGAUGGCUUUAGCCAUGGAACUCAGCCUCAGGCAACAAUGUAGUCCACCUCAUCGAACAGAACAGAAUCAGAUCCCUGCCAACGUUGCCUACUCUAAUUUGGCCAAUCACAACCCUCGAAACCGUACCCAGCGCUCCUUCAGCUCCACCCCUUUCUUCAGUUACCCCAGCGACAAUGACGAGGAGGACGAAGACCUGCAGAUGGCACUGGCGUGCAGUCUGUCCGAGAUGGAGGCCCAGCAGCGGGCAGCCGACUCCACCCAGGACAUGGUCUCAGGUGCCAGGGGAGGGCGGGUCAAGCAGCGGAAGGGGAAAGAUGCUAAUCAUGAGCCUAUAUCAGUGAGGAAUGGGAUAAAUGAAACCGCACAUGAAUCAGCACAAAUCACCUGUUCAUCUCUAGAGGAAAAUGGAACAGAGAAUGAUAGAGGGGGAUUAGAAAAGAGUGCUAGCCAGGAGGCAGUUCUUUUAGAGGGUGGGAAAGGAGAAGAACAAGUUGCCAAUGGUACUACUGUGAUGAAACGUAAGAGGAAGUGUCAGUGUGUGGUUUGUUGAGUUGAAAUACUAAGUAAUCCUUAGACCUAAAACAUAUGGAGGACACGCCGUUCAACAUUGCUGCAUGAUAUUCUUAACCCUGUUUAUGGCUGCUAUCUUGACUUUGAAGUUUUGUGUAGUGUGAUAAAAGAGAACUCUUUGUUUGUCAGAGAGGUUAACAGUAUCUGUGCCAAAGAGGAUAGUUCUGAUAACUCACUGGUUUUAUUCGAAGAUGUUAAUGCUUCAAGCAGUAUUUGUUUCAUACUAAGUUAUGUUUGGUAGAUAAUUUUUUGGUUUGUUUACUGUUGGUUAUUUUGUCUUAUUUUGCAAUAUUUGAAGUUCUUUUCAAGCUCACCAGUGCAAAAACAGGAUAGAUUCUGCUGUGUCUAAGGAUGUACUGUAAUGCUAUGCCUCAUACACUUAACGUUAUUCAUCACAAUGAUGCGAUAAAUUACCCCCUCUUGUACUCUAACUACAAUCAAAUCUUAGGGAAACUAAACAGCACUUAAUUCAAGUGCAGUGAAUGUAUGUUUAUGAUGAACAUUGGAACAGGGGAUUUUGUUAAUGAAUGUGUUGUAGAUUGUAGUCGGUGUGUGUCAGAAUGAAUCAUACGUUGGUGAUGUUCAGUGCCUUGAAAAUGUUAUAUAUGAUGUGCCAACUAUUGUCAGUGUUGCCAAUGAUAAGAGAUAUGUCAUGUUGUCACCUGCUUAUCCAUUUUUAAUGACAUAAAUUGUCAGUACAUCAUCACAAGUUUUUUUACUCAAUUGUCAGAUUAAGGGAGAAUCAGUUCUCUUAUAAGCAAUAGGCGGAAUGUAAAAAAAGCAACAAAUCAAUAAAAAAGCACAUAAUGUUUUCAGAGGUACAGAAUAAUGUCAUGUUAAUACAGCCUUUUUAUAUGAGUAACAAUGUAUGUUUUAUUAGUGAAUAUAUUCUGAAAGUCUUGGAACGGAAAGAUGAAACGUAUCCAGAGCUCUGAGUCUGACUUCCAGGCCUUCAGGGGCUGAGUGUUCACCAAGUCCCCCUUCUCUCCCCUUGAGGUAAAGAGAAGUUUAGCAUAAACACCAAACCCGGUACAUGUUUAUUUUGUGUGCAGUGUCCCCUAACACCAGACCUUUAUUUCUGAAAGGGUAGGCUGCCCUUAAUUUUUAAUUUUGUAUUUAAUGGUAGACUUCAUUAUGUGCAUUUAAAUUUGAAUUUGUAAUCAGAGUAAAUCGUAAUGAGCUCUACCAGCUCAAGGGUUGCCGAAUCCUAUCUAAUAGUACAGUAGUAUUACCUUUAUAUAAUUUAAGACUGCUUAGAGGAUAGCAGUAUGAUAAGGGAAUACAUUUAUUCAUGUGUCUGUGUAGUGGUACUCAUUCUAACGAUUUGCUAGUCUUGGCAUGUGGAGUGGUGUGGUGUGCAGUAGAGCAUUAAACGUACAUAAGUCUGUCUCAGUGACAGCACUAAUGCCUCGUCCAUCCAUGUGCCCUGAACAGGUGAAGAGCUCCCAUGUGCUCUACUCUCCCUCUGGCUGUCCUGCUGCUCAGACUCUUUUCAAAGUUUUAUUUGGAAAAAUACAAGACAAACAAGUCAAUAAGUCUGCUAAGAUUGUGUGUGUGUGUGAGAGAGAAUUUCUGAGAAGAUUAAAAAAAAUGGAAAUCUAUUUAACAAUAUGAUGAUGUUCAUAAAGAUUGUCAAAUCUCAUUUGUGGCAUGUUAUCAUGUCUUACAUAAAAGGUUACUAGGCAGCA